Molecule: messenger RNA, 723 nt
Organism: Thelazia callipaeda (thelaziosis nematode)
Lineage: Eukaryota; Metazoa; Nematoda; Chromadorea; Rhabditida; Thelaziidae
Source: the annotation of a GenBank genome assembly
AUGGAUGAAUGUAUCAGUAAUGGCAGGAAUAUAGUAGAUGUUAAGUUGUCAUCUGGACAUCAUUUGUGUUAUAUCAAUCAAACAGGAGUAUUGACAAAUGUAUUGGAACGAGGGUAUCAACGUGAUUCGUCUUUGCAAUUUAUCACUCAGUCGGAUCUCACUCCAGGCAUUUAUGAAGGAGGAUUUAAAGUUUGGGAAUGUUCUAUUGAUUUAUGUGAAUACAUAGACCUUUUGGAACCACAGAUUUUCAAAGAUAAAAAAGUUCUCGAGGUGGGUUGUGGUGCGGGGUUGCCAUCAAUGCUGCUGUUAUAUAAAGGUGCGAGGGAAGUUGCAUUACAAGACUAUAAUGAAGUUGUCAUCAACUGUUUUACAAGAGACAACUUUAAAGCCAAUAACUUAUGUCUUGAGCGGUGCCGAUUUUAUGCUUGUGAUUGGACCACUUUACGAGGAAAAAUAUCCAAUGAGAAGUUUGAUAUUAUUUUAACGUCCGAGACUAUCUACAACAAGCAAUAUUAUGGAGAUUUGCAUGAUUUAUUUGAUGCUGCUCUUUCUACUGAUGGAAUUAUAUUUUUGGCAGCAAAGAUGUAUUAUUUUGGUGUUGGUGGCGAUAUGCCAACUUUCCAAGAGUAUGUAAGGACACGCGGUGUGUUUGACAGCUGCGUAUGUUGGAGUAGUAACAGCAAUGUUUCGCGAAGAAUCAUAAAAUUGCUUCGGCAUCGUUAA